UAUUUCAGUUGCAAUUUAUUUUCAAUUGUCCUCUGUCCUCUGUGUUUGCUGCUGUGUGAGUGUGUCCUAACUUCCGUUGAGAGAGUGAGUGAGUGAGUGUGUGUGUGUGCUGGAGGCAACUGAUUUCAGUUCAUUCGCCAUAUUGCCAAGGACAUCUAGCACUACUACAGUGACAGCUAGCACAGGCGAAUCUCCACCACAGUUAAGUUUAGAAAAUGAAUAUGCAGACUGUCCAGUACUUGGGUGCAGUGCACCAACAAGCCACACCCCCACCACCACCACUGCCCUUCCGCUUUAAUGGACCUCCAAUGCAACAUCAACAUCAACAGCAUCAGCCUCAUCAUGGACAGCAUCUUCAACAUCAGCAACAGCAUUCGCAUGUCCAACAAUCACCUUGGUUUGUUGGCAGCAAUGGCAGUGUGGCUAAUGUGGCCAUUGCUAAUGGUGGGGGUGUCAACGAGAUUGCUGCUGCUGGCGGUGGUGUCUCGAAUCCAGCUAAUGCUGGUUUUAUGCCAAAUACAAAUCCAAUUUGCAGUACUACACCAAUUAAAGGAAAUCAACAACAACUACAUUCGGCUACAUUUACUAAUCCAACGGGCUAUAGCAACAACAAUAAUAACAACCAUAGCCAUAUUAACAACUUCAAACAACAGCAUCAGCAAUCAGCAGGAACAGCAUCAUCCACAUCGGCAGCAGCAUUGUUAUCGAAUCAACAAAAUUUCAGUCAACAAACAUCAUUUACUGCAAAUACAAAUCAGGUCUUAAAUACCAACAAUCACCAUCAACAACAGCAGCCGCAGCAGCCGCAGCAGCAGCAUCAUCAUCAUUCUACCAUAGUUGCUGCUACAGCCUCGUCGCCGCCCUCUAUAGCAACAGCAGCCACAGGAACAACAACAGCGAUUGGAACUAGUGGUGGUCUGGGUCAAAAUACGAUUAAGUGUAAGCCUCUGGUAACAAGCGCAGCAACGGCAUCACAUCAUCAUCUCCAGCAAUCGCAUCAACAAGCGUAUCAGCCACAACAACAACACCAUCACAACAAUACCACAGCAACACAAGCAGUAGCCGCAGUCAUGGGUCCCACCACUUUAAAUGGCACACAGCCACCUCCAGCUCAACUCCAGCAAUACCAACAGCACUUACAACAGCCACAGGUAACGACUGAUACCCAACAGCAGCAUCUGCAUCAUCCCCAUCAACAACAGCAUCAGCAACAGCAGCAACAACAACAACAGCAGCAGCAGCAUCAGCAACAGCAAUAUCAACAAUCAGGUUCAGAUCAGCUGUCAAAAACAAAUGUCUAUAUACGCGGCUUGCCAGAGGGGACGACUGAUAAGGAUUUAGUUAUAUUAUGUUCAGAGUAUGGUACUAUCGUAUCGGCCAAAGCUAUAUUUGAUAAAACAACAAAAAAGUGUAAAGGUUACGGCUUUGUAGAUUUCGAAUCACCGGCAUAUGCUGAGAAUGCCGUUAAAUCUCUUCAAGCUAAAGGCAUUAAAGCACAAAUGGCAAAAGUGGGUGUUUGGGUGCUCCUUAGGCCGGCCAUACAACAAGAGCAGGAUCCAACAAAUUUGUAUAUAACAAAUUUGCCGCCAUAUUUCAAAGAGACUGAUUUAGAGAAAAUGUUAUCGAAAUACGGACACGUGGUAUCGACAAAGAUUCUAUGUGAUGCACAAUUGAAUUCCCGAGGCGUUGGCUUUGCACGCAUGGAAAAUCGUGAAAAAUGCGAACAGAUUAUACACGCUUUGAAUGGUACUACAAUACCGGGUGCUAACGAUCCAUUGGUGGUUAAGUUCGCUGAUAGCGGCUCGUCGGCUAAAAAGAAUCUACUGAAAGCUCGAGACCCAAAUAAUCGCUCACGUUUGGAUAUAUCAGCCGGAACAGCAGGUAUGGAAAGUAUACCUGUAACCCCUGAUCCAGGGGCUCAGCAAAAUGGUACUACAGCUGGCUAUACUCGUUUUGGUACACCCCAAAUAGGUAGUUAUCCCUUGGCUAGUUCUCCAUGGAUACCCGGCUAUAUGAUGGCUACAACAGCUGCCCAGCCAGCUGCGACAUUCGAAAAUCAGUAUUUACAGUUGGCUUCUUCACCACAACAUCUAAGCGUUUCGCCAUACAAAACGGAUCUGGUGAAUACCCUACAGGGUCCCGGAAUGUAUUUGAAUGGCUCAGAGGCUGUUAUGCCAUAUGGGGCUAUGAUGCCACCCAUGGGUCCUUUGCAGUAUAUAAGCCCCUCAUAUCCCUACUACGCUCCCCCAAUGAUUCCUACCAUACCAAUGACAGAUUCCUCUGACCAGGCAUUGAGCACUGCGGCCUCACCCAAUGGGGCUGCCUAUACACAAUUUUUACAUCCCUUAGCACCCAAGUAGAUGAAUGUUUUUGUUUGUUAAGUUCUAAGUCUAUCCAUAAAUGGAUGCGUAUCAUAAGAAACCAAAAUUUUGUGUUUGUAACUGAAAAUCGAUGAUGAAUGAAUGGGAAAGGAAAAAAAAAAGGAAUAGCAAAGAAAAUGAAUGCAGAAUAUGCUGAAUGCAGAAAGAUGAAGCUAAAGCUAAAGAAACAGAGAACGCGCUUUUUUAGUAAAAAAGAAAUGAAAAACAAAAGAAAUUCAAAAUAACCAAGGCCUGGUUUUACUCAAAAAAAAAAAAAGGCUUUUGGGCUUUUGUCUACAACAAUUCACACAUUUACACUCCCCUCUCCUACCCCCUCCCCUCUAAACUCAUACAACAUAAGUAAGCAAAAAUCUGGCAACGUUUUAUACGACGAAAAAAAAAUGAAAAACAAAAACAAAACCAAACAGAAUAAGGAAAAGGAAGAUGACAAAGAUGAAGAUGCUGAAGCUGUAGCUUUGCCUCCAAAAGAUAAACAAAAACAAACAAAAAAAAACAAAAACUAAUCCAAAUGAAAUAUUUUUUCUACUUCUGCCCCACGAAGAGAUUCAUCUUCGAUGAGAAUAAAAAGGUCGCAGCCGCUGCCGCCGCUUGGAAGUAUAGAUCAAAGGCAUCAUGGCCACAUGAUCAUCUAUCUCGUCAUCAUCAUCAUCAUCAUCACCAUUUCCGCCGUAGUCAAAUAGAAAUGUCUCAUAAUUGUUUCGUUCUUUCUUUUUUGUAAAAGAAACAAAAUCUUAAUCUUAAGCUGCACAUUCCAUCGUUUAUUAGGAAAAGAAAGUGGGGGGGUGGCAACUCUGGCCGCCCUCCCUUAGAAAAGCUCUUUGGAAUUAUGUUUUUUUUUUUUCUCUAGUAGUCAUGUGUUUUUUGUAAUGUGUUUUUUCUAGUUUUAGUAGUUUAUUAAUAAUAAAUAAAAUUUUUAUGUUUAUUUCUCAAUUUCUUUGUUUCCUAUGUUUUUAAGCUAUUUAAGCUAUUUUUGUAAAAUUUUCCAAAAACAAAACAAAAAUUAAAAGAAAA
Molecule: messenger RNA, 3392 nt
Organism: Stomoxys calcitrans (stable fly)
Lineage: Eukaryota; Metazoa; Arthropoda; Insecta; Diptera; Muscidae
Product: protein alan shepard
Exons: 9
Coding region: 216-2360 (714 amino acids)
Cellular component (GO): cytosol; ribonucleoprotein complex; nucleus
Molecular function (GO): poly(A) binding; mRNA 3'-UTR binding; poly(U) RNA binding
Source: RefSeq, a predicted model, not a curated record